Musca vetustissima is the source of this 1251-nucleotide messenger RNA. RefSeq lists its product as uncharacterized. The record is from RefSeq and is a predicted model, not a curated record. Lineage: Eukaryota; Metazoa; Arthropoda; Insecta; Diptera; Muscidae. The transcript is spliced from 3 exons. Bases 1 to 1251 code for a protein of 416 amino acids.
AUGCAAAAACGAUUGCAAUCUGCAUCGGAGUUUGUUGUUGAGACUGCCACGGCAUCGGCUACGGCUGCUGCAACUCAUUGCGACUUUUUCAUACGCAAAUUCAAUGAAGUCCAACACACGACGAAAAAUGCGUUUAAUUUAUUGUACGGCUUUAUGCUGAUCGCCGAAACUAGUUUCCAGUCCAUUGCCAUGACACCCUACCACACAUACACGCUUGUGGCUCUAAGCUGUCUCUUUGUUGCUGUCAGCUCUCAAUAUAGCUAUGAAAAACCCACCAAGGUCAUUGAUGAUGGCUAUGCAUAUGCAAAACCCACAGCAAGUGGUCAUUUCUUUCCACCAUUGCCAACGGUAAAACCUCUCCCAGCAGUACCAGAUCUUCCGCCACUGCCAACAGCACGUCCCAAAGUAACACUGACCCAGCAAACCCUUUAUCAAACACAUCCAACUCCUGGUAAUGUAGCUCCGCAUACCACAUAUAUUCCUGCUUCGUUCAAGCCCACGGAAAUUGGUAAAAUUGCACAACAAUAUCGUCCAUCAUCAUCACCAUCCAGGUCAUCUGGAGGUUCCUCACCUUCGUCAUUUGGUGUUACUGGUAGUGGUAGCGGCAGUUAUACACCACCCACCGCACCCACUGGCAGUGGUGAGUUAUUACUGGGUACCUAUGGACCACCAUCACCUGGUGAAGAAGGCCAGCCUCUGCGUAUUCCCUUCGGCAAGACAGCCAUCAUCCAUCCCCCCAGUCCCAGCAACAAUGUUAAUGAGCAACAACCUUUCGGCAGCAUUGGAGGACGUCCACUCAAACAAUAUGCCGUCAUUGAGAUUAUUGAUAAUGAUAUUGCCCAGAAUAAUCAACCCUUCUUACCACCGGUGGUGCAUGAUGAUUUCCGCGCUCUGAUUGGUGCCACAGGAACGGGUGCUAUACCUUCUCUCGGAUCUGGUGGUUUUCAAUUUGAUUCCAAGGCAAAUUCAAAUGUUGUGGCCCAACAGCAGCUGCAGGUUCAAACAUCCUUCCGUUCAAGUGGCAGUCAAAUUUCCUUGGGUUCCGGAGGUUUAGGUUUGGUACGUCUUCCCGAUGGAAAAAUCCAUUUGGGUUCCGGUUCAUUAGGUUACAUCAGCAGUGAUAUGGUACGUCACAAUGCCAAUGAGGCUCGUACACGUUCGGAGAUGGCUAGAGCGAGUGCCCUGCAUUUUGGCCACGGCUCUUUGGCUCAAUCACAGCAAUUUGGUGGCGAUAGUAGAUUUAGAUUUUAA